Molecule: messenger RNA, 372 nt
Organism: Soboliphyme baturini
Lineage: Eukaryota; Metazoa; Nematoda; Enoplea; Dioctophymatida; Soboliphymatidae
Source: the annotation of a GenBank genome assembly
AUGUCUGAAGCAACGGACAGCCAAGCCACCCUGCUUCGUCAUCAGCUAAAGCCAGAACACGUUCCUGAACAACGGCAGGUUCAGGACCAGUGCUUUACAGAUCAAAAGAAACUAAGUGGAAACCAGCUGUCGAUGAGAUAUACUCCAAAGCAGGUUGGUACUACUUGUGUGCUGCUGUGCGUUCUGGCCAGGAUUCGGACGUUCCUUCGGUUCGGUGACGUUUUUACGCACAGGCGACGAUGCUCGACGAACGCAGCACGGUUGAUCGCCGUUCUUCUUAACAUUUCGAAAUGGGGCCAGCACGACGACAAAACCAUGCAUAGCUUCAUUAAGAGAAACGAGACCAGUCGGAACGUCGAGCAGCGUCCGUGA